ACCGUAGCUAAACAACCAGAGAGCUGAUCGGAGACUUCCGCACCCAGCCGGGACACGAUCGACUGCAACGGAUAUUCUGACCCACUUUUGUUGGCAUCGGGGAAACGAAGACGGGCGCCAUGCUGUACGGACUCUCCAGGAUCAUCCGGGGCGGCGCUGCCAUCUGCCGCCACACCGCCGGGACCCAGAGCGAAUGCCGCUUCUCCGUGACCCAUUGUUGUGCGACCCGCCCACUACGAGACUACUCCCUGCCCAACUCCACCUGGAACCCCGACACCAAGAGACUGUACGAGGAGCUGAGCCGAGACCGGAGCUGGAGAAGACUUCCCUCCUACAACACCACCAUCAAUCCCCUAGACGGUAUGUCUGCGGAGGCCGACGGGGAAACUCGUCUCUUCACCCGGAUCGCUGAGCGGGACGGAGUCGGCUUCGAGUAUUGCAUGUUCUAUAAGGAGGCGGAGAAGAGGAUGAUCUGCAUAUUCCAGCCCGGGCCCCAUCUGGGAGGCGUCACGGGGUACGCACACGGGGGCUGCAUCGCCGCCAUCAUAGACUCCACCGUGGGGCUGGGAAUUGUACACGGCAUCGGACCGGCGAUGACGGCCAACCUGAACAUCGACUAUCGCAGUCCGAUUCCUCUGGGAUCUACAGUCCUCAUAGACAGCCGAGUGGAGAAGGUCGACGGCCGCAAGGUCUACAGCAGCUGCCAGGUCCGCAGUCAUGACGACGCCGUGCUUCACAUUGAGGCCACCGGUUUGUACAUUAGGGUGAACUGUGGAGAAGCCAAACUAUAAAUUCUUGUAUAUUACAGAGAUCUGGAAAUGGCGCCAAUGUUGUUGAUUGACAGCUGCACUGUGUACCGCAGGGUAUCCUUUCUGCCACUAGAGGGCGGCAUAUCCCUAGGACCCCUGGGGAGAUGUCUUCCAGGGGCCAACCUGCUCUCUUAGAGCUAUUAUUUUGUACUGUAGGUCGUGGUUCCUGCAGUGCCGGGCCAAGGUCAUCCAGUGCAAAGAUGCCAAACUGCGCCCCCCUUUCCCUUUAGGGUUAGGG
Messenger RNA from Rana temporaria (common frog), 1047 nucleotides. RefSeq names its product acyl-coenzyme A thioesterase THEM4-like. The transcript has 7 exons. Bases 120 to 791 code for a protein of 223 amino acids. NCBI's taxonomy places the organism in Eukaryota, Metazoa, Chordata, Amphibia, Anura, Ranidae. The record is from RefSeq and is a predicted model, not a curated record.